Acanthopagrus latus (yellowfin seabream) is the source of this 2093-nucleotide messenger RNA. Its product is annotated as recoverin-like. Gene Ontology annotation, molecular function: calcium ion binding. The coding region runs from base 158 to 736 and encodes 192 amino acids. NCBI's taxonomy places the organism in Eukaryota, Metazoa, Chordata, Actinopteri, Spariformes, Sparidae. The transcript is spliced from 3 exons. The record is from RefSeq and is a predicted model, not a curated record.
GGUACUGCUGCAAUCCCUCUGGGAUAGUCCUCUGUUUACUACCUUGACAGAGUACAAGAGGGAAGUCCUUUAGUUGAAGCUGUGCAUCCAAGAAGAGCUCAGGGGCCACAAAUUCACACUUUGAUAUAGCUAUAAAACAUCACCGGCACAUCCAACAAUGGGUAACUCCAAGAGCGGUGCUGUUUCCAAGGAGAUCCUGGAGGACCUGAAACUCAACACCAAGUUCUCAGAGACUGAGAUUGCCCAGUGGUAUGAAAACUUCAAGAGGCAGUGUCCAACGGGGCGCAUCACGAAAGAAGAGUUCCAGUCUAUCUACAGCAAGUUCUUCCCAGAAAGUGAUGCACAAACAUAUGCCCAGCACGUCUUCCGCUCCUUCGACACAAACGACGAUGGCACACUUGACUUCAAGGAGUACAUCAUCGCUCUCCACAUGACGUCAACAGGGAAGACCACCAGGAAACUGGAAUGGGCCUUCUCCCUGUUUGACGUGGACAAGAACGGAUACAUCACCAAGUCAGAGGUCAAGGAAAUCUGCACGGCGAUCUUCAAGCUAAUUCCUAAAGAUGAGUUGUCUGCUCUGCCUGAUGAUGAAAACACAGCUGAGAAGAGGGCAGAUAAACUCUGGAGCUUCUUUGACAAGGGUGAAAAUGAACGAGUGGCAGAAGGAGAGUUUAUCCAGGGAGUGUUGGACAAUGAGGAAGCUCUACGUUUGAUUCAGUAUGAGCCUGCAAAGUAACUCUUGUACUGAUUUUUUGUGUCUCUCAUCAGUCUUGUAUUAUCAACUUUACCGUUCACUCUGCUAAUGCAGGGACACUUGACAGCACCUUCACAAAAUGUGAACACAUAGCAGGUGUGACAAUAACACCCUGUUGCAAAACAUUAUCAGCAGCCAUAUCCAAAUUUGAAAUGAAGUCCUAGUUGACUGCUGUCUGUCUACCAUUUUAUAUUCCCAUGUGACCUUACAUUUUCCCACAACUAAAUAAAAUGUGAGUAUGCUUCUGCUUUUCUUUUCUGCUCAGAUUAGCCCUGUGGUUCUCAAAUGGGGCCCCAUAGUCCCACUGCAUAAGGCUUAUGGAUAAACCAAGGGGAAAAUAUGGAGUGCAAAACAAGUCGAAUGAAUAUGAUUAAUGUCGGGAAAAUAAACAAUCAAAAGUUUUCCGAUGCCAUCGUGCUGACCUUUAUUACACUGAAACUCAACAGUGUUUUGCAGCCUUGUCAUCAGGAUAUAAUGUUGACAGUUUCUGCAAAACACUGAGGUUAAGAGGGCUGUAAUAAACCUGGCAGGUCACGUUCAAAUGAUAUGCUCAUUAACCACUUUUCUUAUAAGGAGUUGGAGGGGAUGGUGGUGGCGUUACAAGCCAACAGAGCUGCCGAACAGCCGACCACAGUUUGAGUCACAGUUUGAGUGGAUAUUCUUAAGGUCACCUGGUCACCUGACGUCUCCAUCUGUGAUCAAGGCCAUCAAAACAGAUAUUUUAAGCCAAACCAGUAUAUUUUCUGACCCUGACCAGGUGGUUUUUGUUCGUUAACCUAACCAGAGCAUUAGCACAAUGUUGUUACAAGAGCGAAACAUAAAAUUCAACCUACAAUUGCAACAUAAACAAACAUUAAGGUUGAAUUUAUCUGUGGUUUUGCAGAAACACACAUGCCUAACAUUUAUUCUGCUGACUGGGUUGCUGUUUUGUUCCUAUCAUUAACAAGUUGUAGUUGUUGGGUUUGGGAAGCAGAAUUGUUUGAGAACCACAAGAUUAAUCUCUUCAGUGAAGUUGUGGUAGAUGAAGCACAUUCAGUGCUUUUAAAACUGUCAGUGUGUAGUUUACAUCAAAUCAUAUACUUGUGUUUUAGCAACUCAAGCGCACCUUAUGAAAGAAUAUAUCAUGUGCUUUAGUUGAAGUAUCAUCACCACAAUGUAUCUUGUUUUUUUUCUCUACUGGGCAGCCAAUGCUGCUCUCUCAUUUUAUCUUGACAUGUAAGUGCAGUAAUUGAACCUCAGCCCCUGUUAUUGUCUAAUUUUAUGUCUUCCAAAGUGAUUAAUUCAUCCAAGUGGGAAAAUCCUACAUGUUUGCUUUUCUAGUUAAGUGGUGCAUAUUGAA